AUGCAGAAGGCGGGGUUCCGGGACCUUGGGUACUGGUCCAGAGGAUGGGGCCUGUGGAGUUAUUACCACUUGGCGACAGGAGGGGGCAGCAGCGAGCCGCAGAGUGGCCAGGUGAGGAGGCUGUCCUUGGUCCCCGCCCUGUCUUCAUGCCUCAGGCAGGUUCAGAGCUCAGGGGCCAGUUUCAGAGCUGGGGCUGAAAAGAAGAGCAGGCACCAGAACGAAAUCAAGGACUGGAUUCAAUGCAGUGAAAUCACCAGGGAACGAAAGGGAAAACAUGCAGCCAUCUGGGACUGGGGUGGUGAGGAGGAUGGUGCUGUGCUGAGCAGCCUUGGAAGGAAAAUUCCAGUUCUCUUCUUUGUUUGCAGUUUCCUGGGGACCUGGGCAUCAGUGACUGUCAAGCGUCGCCCAAGGUUCCCUGUUAAUUCAGAUUCUAAUGGUGAAAAUGAACUCUGUCCAAAGGUCAGGAUUGGACAAGAUGAUUUACCAGGAUAUGACUUGAUUUCUCAGUUCCAGAUAGAUAAAGCAGCAUCCAGAAGAGCUAUCCAGAGGGUAGUUGGAUCAACUGCCUUACAGGUGGCUUACAAGCUGGGAAAUAAUGUAGACUUCAGGAUUCCAACCAGGCAUUUGUAUCCCAGUGGGCUGCCUGAAGAAUACUCCUUUCUAACCACUUUUCGGAUGACUGGAAGCACACUUGAAAAGCACUGGAGCAUUUGGCAGAUUCAGGAUUCCUCAGGGAAGGAGCAAGUUGGCGUGAAGAUUAAUGGCCAAACAAAAUCUGUUUCAUUUUCAUACAAGGGGCUGGAUGGAAGUCUCCAAACUGCAGCCUUUUCGAAUUUGCCCUCCUUGUUCGAUUCCCAGUGGCAUAAGCUCAUGAUUGGCGUGGAACGGAGCAGCGCGACUCUUUUCGUUGACUGCAACAGGAUUGAGUCCUUACCGAUAAAGCCAAGAGGUCAGAUUAAUGUUGAUGGCUUUGCUGUGCUGGGAAAACUUGUGGAUAAUCCUCAAGUUUCUGUUCCGUUUGAACUUCAAUGGAUGCUGAUCCAUUGUGACCCACUGCGACCCCGGAGAGAAACUUGCCAUGAGCUGCCAGCCAGGAUCACGAGGGGCCCCCCAGGUGAGCAGGGUCCUCCGGGGCCGCCGGGUCCCCCUGGAGUCCCGGGCAUCGACGGCAUCGACGGUGAUCGCGGUCCAAAAGGGCCCCCGGGCCCCCCGGGUCCCCCUGGAGAGCCGGGGAAACCAGGAGCUCCAGGCAAGCCGGGCACACCGGGCGCCGACGGAUUAACAGGUCCUGAUGGAUCCCCAGGCUCUGUUGGACCAAGAGGACAGAAAGGAGAACCUGGUGUGCCAGGACCUCGUGGAUUUCCAGGCCGUGGUAUUCCUGGACCUCCUGGUCCUCCUGGGGGAGCAGGGCUCCCUGGAGAGCUUGGCCGUGUUGGACCGAUUGGCGAUCCUGGGAAAAGAGGACCACCGGGCCCCCCUGGCCCCCCGGGACCCAGUGGAACAAUUGGCUUUCAUGAUGGAGAUCCGUUGUGUCCCAAUUCCUGCCCACCGGGUCGUUCGGGAUACCCAGGUCUGCCAGGCAUGAGGGGUCAUAAAGGAGCUAAAGGAGAGAUUGGUGAACCUGGAAGACAAGGUCACAAGGGUGAAGAAGGGGACCAGGGCGGACUAGGAGAAGUUGGAGCUCAAGGACCUCCGGGAGCUCAAGGUUUGAGAGGCAUUACCGGCGUAGCUGGCGAGAAAGGGGAAAAGGGUGCUCGGGGCUUAGAUGGAGAACCUGGGCCUCAGGGGCUCCCUGGUGCACCUGGUGACCAAGGACAGCGAGGACCUCCAGGAGAAAUAGGUCCCAAGGGAGACAGAGGCCCUCAAGGUUCUCCUGGAAUUCCUGGUCUCCCUGGGCCCAAAGGGGACACAGGCUUGCCAGGUGUGGAUGGCCGUGACGGAAUACCUGGAAUGCCAGGAACAAAGGGGGAACCAGGGAAACCCGGGCCUCCUGGUGAAGCAGGUUUGCAGGGAUUACCUGGUAUACCUGGAAUUCCUGGCGCAAAGGGUGUGACUGGUGAAAAGGGUAACACAGGUGCUCCAGGGAAGCCCGGUCAGUUGGGGAAUUCUGGCAAACCGGGCCGCCAGGGGCCGCCCGGAGAAGUGGGACCCCGAGGACCUCGGGGCCUUUCUGGCAGCAGAGGUGAAGUAGGACCAGUGGGACCCCCAGGGCCACCAGGUAAACUGGGUUCUCUUGGCAGCCCUGGCCUUCCUGGCUUGCCUGGCCCCCCUGGACUUCCUGGGAUGAAAGGUGACAGGGGUGUAGUUGGUGAACCCGGUCCAAAGGGUGAACAGGGCGCCUCUGGUGAAGAGGGUGAAGCUGGAGAAAGGGGUGAACUCGGAGAUAUAGGAUUACCUGGCCCAAAGGGAUCUGCGGGGAACCCUGGGGAGCCUGGCCUGAGGGGGCCCGAAGGCAGCCGGGGGCUUCCCGGAGAGGAAGGACCCCGAGGCCCGCCGGGCCCGCGCGGCGUGCAGGGGGAGCAGGGCGCCACUGGCCUACCGGGGAUCCAGGGCCCCCCGGGCAGAGCGCCGACUGAUCAGCACAUCAAGCAGGUUUGCAUGAGAGUCAUACAAGAGCACUUUGCUCAGAUGGCUGCGAGUCUCAAGCGUCCAGACUCCGGAGCCUCGGGCCUCCCUGGGCUGCCUGGACCCCCCGGCCCCCCGGGCCCCCCUGGAGAGAAUGGCUUUCCGGGCCAGAUGGGACUCCGCGGUCUCCCAGGCAUGAAGGGCCCCCCCGGCGCUCUCGGUGUGAGGGGCCCUAAAGGUGAUGCAGGAGAAAGAGGGGAUCGUGGUCCCCCAGGAAGAGGUCCCAAAGGUUUGCCAGGAGCUCCCGGUCUCCCAGGUGACCCGGGUCCUGCCAGCUACGGGAGGAACGGCCGGGACGGCGAGCGAGGCCCCCCAGGGCCGGCGGGCAUCCCCGGUGUGCCCGGCCCCCCGGGCCCCCCGGGCCCUCCUGGUUUCUGCGAGCCAGCGUCCUGCACCAUGCAGGCCGGUCAGCGGGCGUUCAACACCAAAGGUCCCAGCCAGUGA
Rangifer tarandus platyrhynchus (Svalbard reindeer) is the source of this 3069-nucleotide messenger RNA. NCBI's taxonomy places the organism in Eukaryota, Metazoa, Chordata, Mammalia, Artiodactyla, Cervidae. The record is from the annotation of a GenBank genome assembly.